Triticum turgidum subsp. durum (durum wheat) is the source of this 1305-nucleotide messenger RNA. NCBI's taxonomy places the organism in Eukaryota, Viridiplantae, Streptophyta, Magnoliopsida, Poales, Poaceae. The record is from the annotation of a GenBank genome assembly.
AUGUUGGACCGGCUCAUCCUCAACGGCUACGAAGCGUCCCCGAGCGAGAUGCAGGAGGUAGUACGUGUCACCUGGGAGGACAAGGAGGACAACGCAGCACGGCAGAGCAUCUCCAGGCGUGGGAGGUGCGCGGCGAGGCAUACGGUGGUGACUGACCUAGAGACUCUGCUGACCCGCUGUGCAGAAGCAGUGGCCAGCAGCGACAUGUGCGGCGCGAGCAAGCUGCUGGAGCGGAUCAAGUGUCACUCAUCGCCGAGAGGGGACGCUAGGCAGCGGCUGGCGCACUACUUUGCCCAGGGGCUGGAGGCACGGCUGGCUGGCACGGGGAGCCGACUGUACCGAUCGCUCAUGGGGAAGCGCACCUCAGCCGUGGAGCUCAUCAGGGCCUACCAUCUGCACACGGCCGCGAGCUGUUCGAUCAAGGUGGGGUUGUUCUUUUCCACCAACACCAUCUACAAGGCCGUUGCAGGGAGGAGGAAACUGCACAUUGUGCACUACGGCAUCAGCACCGGGUUUCAGUGGCCGGACUUGCUCGGGUUACUGGCGAAUAGGGAGGGUGGGCCACCAGAAGUGAGGAUCACCGGCAUCAACACCCCUCAGCCCGGGCCCUGUCCGGCUGCACUAAUGGAGGAGGCAGGGCACCGGCUCAACAAUUACGCAAGCCAGUUCGGCGUGCCAUUCAAGUUCCGCGCCAUCGCAUCCAAGCUGGAGGAUGUCCGGGCUGAGGACCUGCACAUCGAUCCAGAUGAGGUCCUGGUCGUGAGCAGCCUAUACGAGUUCAGGACCUUGAUGGACGAGAGCCUCACCUCUGACAUGCUAAGCCCAAGGGACAUGGUACUCAACACUAUCAGUAAGAUGAGGCCGUCUGUGUUCGUCAGUUCCGUCGUCAAUGGACCAUACAGCGCGGCGUUCUUUAUGACGCGGUUCCGCCAUGCGCUCUACUACUUCUCGGCGUUGUUCGAUAUGAUGGAGACCACCGUUCCAUGGGUCGCCAAGAGACUUCUGGUGGAGCGGGACAUAUUUGCACGGUCUGCCAUAAAUAGGAUCGCAUGUGAAGGCACAGACCGGGUGGAGCGCCCUCAGAACUACAAGGAGUGGCAGACGCGGAACCAGCCAGCGGGGCUAAGGCAGCUGCCAUUGGACCCUGAUAUUGUUCUGAUUCUCAAGGACGAAGUGAAGAAUCGGUACCACAAGCAUUUCAUGAUCUGCGAGGAUCAUCGGUGGCUUCUGCAAGGAUGGAAAGGCCGGGUGCUCUAUGCCCACUCCACAUGGGCAGCUGCUGAUGCUACUGGUUCUCUAGUGUGA